Diachasma alloeum is the source of this 832-nucleotide messenger RNA. It is a transcript of the gene purple, whose product is annotated as 6-pyruvoyl tetrahydrobiopterin synthase. Gene Ontology annotation, molecular function: 6-pyruvoyltetrahydropterin synthase activity. Gene Ontology annotation, cellular component: mitochondrion. NCBI's taxonomy places the organism in Eukaryota, Metazoa, Arthropoda, Insecta, Hymenoptera, Braconidae. The transcript is spliced from 3 exons. The record is from RefSeq and is a predicted model, not a curated record. Gene Ontology annotation, biological process: tetrahydrobiopterin biosynthetic process. Bases 330 to 752 code for a protein of 140 amino acids.
GUCGUUGAAAAGGCGGCUUGCUGUCCACAAUUCAAAAAUGGGGAUUACAUGUCAAUUAACACACGAGUUUUUUACAAGUUUUUUAAGUUUUUUUCAAGUUUUUUACAACCACAAGAGAACGUUUUGUUGCUGCGCAUGCGCAAUGGAGGGCUUUGAAAAUCACGUGGACGCAACGCAUGACAUGCGCUGGAGGAAAGUAAAACAGAUAAUCGAGAGGAUGGUGUAACUCAAUCUGUCACUGUCAAUAAAAAAAUGCUCUUGAGGCAGUUGUGAAAGCUUUGAGGUUCGGGUUGACAUUAUUUAAUGAGACAUUCCGUUAUUUAUUGAUCAUGGGACCACUCGCGUAUCUUACUCGGAGGGAAACUAUUUCCGCGUGUCACAGACUUCACAGCCCUCAUCUGACUGAUGAAGAGAAUCAAAAAGUCUAUGGAAAGUGCAAUAAUUACUGGGGACAUGGGCAUAAUUACACUGUUGAGGUGACAGUGAGAGGUCCAGUGGAUUCCAAUACUGGAAUGGUCAUGAACAUUGCCGACCUCAAGGUCUACAUGCAGAAGGUUUUGAUGGACCAGUUGGACCACAAAAACAUCGACAAAGAUGUUCCUUACUUUGCGAAUAUCGUUUCAACCACUGAAAAUGUUGCUAUUUACGUGUUCCACGAGUUAAGGAAGAUCAUGCCUGAUCCUUCGUUGCUUUACGAAGUUAAAAUCUAUGAAACUGAUAAGAAUAUUGUUAUUUACAGGGGGGAAGAAUAAAGAAACAAAUGUUUCCUACGAAUUUUUGUCAUCAUUUGUUUUUUAUUUAUGUAAUAAUUAAUAAAUGAAAAAUUAUACAA